AUGUUUCCAAAAAACACCUGCCUUGCGAUUUUGUUUCUUGCUAUGACCACAGUAGGGACUGCAGCAAACGUUUUCCUCUUUACCUUUUAUAUGUUCCAUGCCCUUGCUGGCAACAAGAUGAAUUCAAUAAACCUUAUUUUCACCCAGCUGAGCUUGGUGAACUUCACUAUGCUUCUCAGCAAGGGGAUUCCACAAACGUUGCUGGGUUUGGAGUGGAACUAUUUCCUGAAUGAUGUUGGGUGCAAAGUUGUAUUUUACCUUCGCAAAGUGAGCCAGGGGCUUGCAAUUUCCUUUACUUCUCUUCUAUGUCUAUUCCAGGCUGUCAUCAUUGGGCCCCCUAAUUCCAGGUGGGCAGAGUUCAAAAGUAAAGCCACAAAACAGGCUGUCCCUUCCUAUUUCUUCUCUUGGACCCUCAACCUACUGUUAGAAAUUCCUGUCUCAGUAAGUGUAAGGGGCCCAAGAAAUGGUAUCAACAUUACAAACACAUUUGAUUAUAUAUAUUGUACUUUCGAACAUGAUAUAAAUGUUUAUGUUAUAAUGGUCAGUUUCAGAAAUGUGCUUUGUUUGGGGAUAUUAGUCUUGUCUGGGGGCUAUAUGAUUCUUUUCCUACACAAACACCACCAGCACAUCCAGAAUAUUCAGAACACCAACCUCCAACCCAAAAAUUACCCUGAAAUCAAAGCCACCCAAACAAUUCUUUUACUGAUGAGCACAUUUGUCACUUUUUAUGCACUCGAAUCUAUUUUUACUAUUUUUCUUACUUAUUUAGACAAAAAGUCCAACUGGAUUUUGUCUGCUACUGUCUUCUUGUCGCUAUGUUACCCAACCAUUAGUCCCUUUCUACUAUUGACACCCAGAAUCUCCAGGUCUAGUUGUAGGGUGAUGCUGAUCAAGCUGCAAGAUGUAGGACCCCAAGUGGCUAAAGAACGAGCACAGACUUUCCUAAGCGUCAGCGCGGGUGAAGACAUUGCCCUAGACGCCGACAAAGAUCUCGAGGACACGAACUUUCCCAAGCAUCUGCUUGGCUGA
Molecule: messenger RNA, 1029 nt
Organism: Gracilinanus agilis (Agile Gracile Mouse Opossum)
Lineage: Eukaryota; Metazoa; Chordata; Mammalia; Didelphimorphia; Didelphidae
Product: vomeronasal type-1 receptor 4-like
Exons: 3
Coding region: 1-1029 (342 amino acids)
Biological process (GO): G protein-coupled receptor signaling pathway
Cellular component (GO): membrane
Molecular function (GO): pheromone receptor activity
Source: RefSeq, a predicted model, not a curated record